GGUACGAACAAUGUGGAAUAAAUGUGCUGGAUGGUUCAUAAUUAUUAUACUCUUUGAUUUUGUUAUUGGAGAGGACUGUCCACCAGGUAUGGACCUAAACGGAAACAGAUUAUCAAGAAUACAUUGUGAAUUGUAUAAACGAUUUACUUUCGGACCAUGGUCUGGAAAACGUAGUUCUGAUACAGCAUCUCUGCAAUCAUCGAGAAAUCAAAGAGACUUCAGUUCAUGGGGAGGGAAACGUUUUGAAGACAUUUUAUUGAAGACAAAUGAUAAAAAUCAGAAUGAAAAGAAGUAUGAAAGUGAGAUUUUAUCUUGCAUCAAGCGUUUUAACAAUGAUCAGUUUUUUCUUGCGCGGUGUGUUGAACUAGUCCAGAACGACUGCAAGGCUCAUGAAUGUUCCGAAGAUCUAUCAGGAAUACAAAGAAGAGAAUUUUCAGCUUGGGGAGGAUAAUUGAGAUAAUCAAUUGGAAAGUGCAAGAAGAUCAACAGAUUAUCGAUACUAAAAGUGGUCCUUAGGAAAUAUGGAUUUUCAACCUAACGAUAAACCAGUCACGCAUAGAAUACGGGAUUUUAUAAGUAUUAGAUAACAUCAGAGUUAUUCUAAUGUACCAAUGUUUUACUUUCUUUAUAAAUUUACGUCUGAACUUUAUAGUCUGGGGUAUACAUGUUUAAUAUGAUCGCCUUUGUAAAAAUAAUCUGCUCACAAUUUUGUACGCCAGAUGAGCGUUUUAUAUAAAAAAGACUUAUCACGUUAUUCAAAUAUGUGUUGCAGUAAAAUUUGCGCUGUUCAUGUCAUAAUUGUAACUUAUAC
Molecule: messenger RNA, 811 nt
Organism: Mytilus trossulus (common blue mussel)
Lineage: Eukaryota; Metazoa; Mollusca; Bivalvia; Mytilida; Mytilidae
Exons: 2
Coding region: 11-451 (146 amino acids)
Source: RefSeq, a predicted model, not a curated record